AUGCCCAUCGCCGGUUACCUGCAGCACAUAUGUUUGCUAGCAGACGAUUGUUUGCUUCCGAUCUUUGACAAUAACAGCGUACUGAUCGAUAACAGUAUCCUAGAUCCUACAUCAUGUAUUCCUGAAUUAGCCUCCGGUUCUCUGGGGGAUAUGAUGCUUUUGGACGAAACAGUAAUCUUGUACGAGGCUCACAAGGCUGAGAUUGCCGGAUGCUCAUUCACCGGCCCAUCCACCGGCCCAUUCACCAGUGCGGAUGAUACUUCUUCGACCCCGUUGUUGAUAGACAAUCCGAUAGAGCUCGACACCACGUCUCUAGCCGCUCCUCCAGCCACCCAAGCUGAACAAUUCUUUCAAACAGUCGCUAUUUUGAGGGAAGCGGAUAUACUUACUGGUCACCAAACUGGCAGUGCCACGAGGGAGCUAGAGAUUCCGAAGAUGACUCAAGAUGCACCCCAUGCCAAUGAGGUCCUGGUUUCGACAACAGCGCUUGCCACAAGAACUACUGAAGAUGUCAUCGCCGACCUCAAACGUCCAACUCGCAAUACACAUGCACUAACACAGAAGCCAGAAUAUGAGACUGCGUCUGUAAUACCCUUUGAGAUUCCAUCCGAGCCUAAUAAGCUAGCCGCCAGCGAGCAUUCUCCAGGCGAUGAUGACGAGAAUCUUGAACACCACUAUGAGGAUGGGGAUGAGGAUGAAGAGGACAAUAUCCAGGGAGAAAGGCAGCCAAGAAAGAUUACUGAACGGCAACGAAGAUUGAAUGUGAUUGCCGACCUAUACUUACAAGAUAAACUACGGAACCCAAGCGCAGAUAUCAAUAAGGUAGCUCCGGGAGACGAGGCAAACCAGUCAAAGAGAUGGCUUGUUAAUCAGUCUGAGAGCCGUCAAAUAAUUUCAAGUCCACGGGAGUAUCAAGUUGAGCUUUUUGAAAGAGCAAAGGAGAAGAAUAUCAUCGCUGUACUGGACACAGGCUCUGGUAAAACUUUGAUUGCCGUGUUGCUGCUGCGACAUAUAUUUGCACAAGAGCUUGAGGAUAGAGUUUUAGGGAAACCCCACCGCAUAUCGUUCUUCCUCGUUGACUCUGUUACCUUGGUAUACCAGCAGCAUGCGGUUCUCAAAGCUAAUCUCGACCAGCCAAUGAAUAUGUUCUGUGGAGAGAUGGGUUGCAGGCUGUGGAAUCGAAAGCAAUGGGAGAAGCACUUCGCUGAAAACACGGUGAUUGUCUGCACAGCAGAGGUGCUGCGACAAUGUCUUCACCACUCCUUUAUAUCGAUGGACAGGAUCAACCUACUCAUUUUCGAUGAGGCACACCAUGCGAAAAAGGACCAUGCCUACGCUCGAAUCAUCAAGGACUUUUAUAUAUCCGCACCUAGUACAACCCUGCUCCCGAAGAUUUUUGGCAUGACGGCAUCGCCCGUUGAUGCUCGUGUUGAUCCAAAAAAGGCUGCUGCAGAGCUGGAAGCAAUAUUGCACUGCGAGAUUGCCACGGCUGCAGAUCCUAGCGUAUUCCAAUACUCGCUCACAUCAAAGCAAGAGCAUCUGGCCAAGUAUCAUGGAUUGGGGCCUAGGUUCCAGACCCCACUUUACAAAGAUAUGCAUGCCCGGUUGAAAUCUAAUCCUGUUCUUCGCAAGCCUCUGCUGUUCGCUCACGAAGCUUCCCGGGAACUAGGAGCUUGGUGUGCGGACCAAAUGUGGCAAUUUUGCAUGGCCGAGGAGGAAGUAAAGAAAUUACUCGCAAAGACCGAGAGCAGAUUCCUCAAAAAAGCGGUUUCUGACCCAAUUGCACUGUUAGAGCAAAAUAAGUCAGAUCUGCGGAAGGCCCAGGAUAUUGUCAAGGCCCAUACUUUUGUCCCGCCAGACUUCGACCCAAAGAGAUCCACAUCGAAAAAUCUUUCUUCCAAAGUCAUGCUCCUCAUCAGCUACUUGAGGGAACGCUUUGAGCGCCCUACUGACGACAAAUGCAUCGUUUUUGUGAAACAGAGGUACACAGCCCGUCUUCUAGCCAAGUUGCUCUCGGAGCCGAAUAUCAAAACUCCUAAUUUGUUUGUGGGAAUGUUGGUUGGAGCCGGAACAGGAGGUGCGGGCGACCUGAACACGACUUUCCGCCAACAGGUUAUUACAAUGAUGAACUUUCGCAAAGGUAUUCUGAAUUGCCUUUUUGCGACAUCUGUUGCCGAGGAAGGCCUUGAUGUCCCAGAGUGCAACCUCGUUAUUCGCUUUGAUCUCUAUGACACAUUAAUCCAAUACAUUCAAUCCAGGGGUCGAGCCAGACAUGCGAAUUCCAGGUACAUUCACAUGUGCGAAGCUGGAAACCAAGAACACCAGCACAUCAUCCGCGAAGUCCGGAUUAAUGAGGGCAUCUUAAAAAAGUUUUGCAAUGAGCUUCCCGGGGACAGAAAAAUUACCGGUAACGAUUUUGAUAUGGACCACUUUUUGGCAAAGGAGAGGCAUCACCGUGUCUACACACAAGCAGUAACUGGCGCGAAACUUACCUACAAAAUGAGUCUGAGCGUGCUUGGGAACUUCGUUGACUCGUUGCCCCCUGGUCCUGACAACAACCCUCUGGCGGAAUAUAUUGUGACAAUCCAGAGCAAGCAAUUCAUUUGCGAAGUUAUUCUUCCGGAAGGAGCCCCUAUCAGACGAGCUAUUGGUCGCCCAGCGUCUACAAAGCAAAUCGCAAAGUGCUCAGCCGCAUUUGAAAUGUGCCUCCUUCUCGUAAAAGGCAAAUUCCUGGACGAAUGGCUCCUUCCAAUAUACACUAAACAACUCCCAGCGAUGCGCAAUGCGUUGCUGGCAGUUGACUCUAAAAAGAGGGAUUCGUAUGAUAUGAGGACCAAACCGGCAUUAUGGUCCACUUGUGGAUUCCCAGAAGAACUUUUCAUUACAGUCCUAAGCUUGGGCAGUCCACAGUCAUUGGACCGGCCGUCUCAACCUCUGGCUCUAUUGACUAGAUCGAAGUUACCCAAUCUUCCAUCCUUUAUCCUUCAUUUUGGAGCAGGAAAGAACUCACCAGUCGAAUGCAUAUCUCGUACUCGGCCAAUUAAACUUUCGUCAGCCAACGUGAAUCAGAUCAACACCUUUACACUAUGUAUAUUUGACGAUGUGUUCAGUAAGGAAUAUGAAUCCGACCCCUCAAAUAUGCCGUAUUUCUUGGCUCCUCUCAAACCGGAUGUGUGCCUGGAUGACCAAACAGAGCCAUCUGAUUUGAUAGCAUGGGAUAUCCUUGAAAGUGUCGAACAGAGGCAAGAGUGGAAAGACAAACAGUGGGAGCUCAAGCUAUGGCAAACGGAACCCGAUAAUUUCUUCAACGAUCUGUUCAUCGUUGAUCCUUGGGAUGGUUCGCGCAAGUUGUGGUGUUUAGGAGUUAACAGGCAGUACAAACCCUUGGACCCAGUUCCACCCAAUACUGCUCCGCGGCCUGGUACUAGGAAGAGGAAUGAUAAUAUCAUGGAGUACAGCUGUAGUCUGUGGGAUAAGGCAAGAGCUCGCAGAACCUUUGAUGAGAACCAGAGAGUCUUCGAAGCGGAAUUGGUCCCUCUACGUCGGAAUCUUCUCGACGAAUUGGAUUCACCUGAUACCGAGGCCCCUAAGAGGUGCUUCAUUGUCUUAGAGAGUUUGAAGAUCUCUGGUCUUCCCGCUAAAAUAGUCGCCAUGGCAUAUCUUUUCCCUGCCAUUAUUCAUCGGAUCGAAGCAUAUCUCAUUGCUCUCGAGGCCUGUGAUCUUCUCCAUCUCAAAAUCAGUCCCGAUCUUGCUUUAGAGGCUGUGACCAAGGACUCUGAUAAUUCUGCCGAUAAUGAUGCCGAGCAGAUAAACUUUCAGCGGGGAAUGGGCAAUAACUACGAGCGUCUUGAGCUCUUAGGAGAUUGCUUCUUGAAGAUGGCAACAACGAUAUCUUUAUAUGGCAUCCACCCUGACAACAGCGAAUAUCUAUACCAUGUUGACCGCAUGCUUUUGAUUUGCAACAAAAAUCUAUGCAGCAAUGCCAUUAAGCUUAAGCUCUACGAGUACAUCCGAUCUCAGAGCUUUAGCCGCCGCGCCUGGUACCCGGAGGGCCUUGUGUUGAAGAAAGGGAAAACUGCCACUGCGCCUAGGAGCCAUAAACUUGGCGACAAGACCAUCGCCGACGUCUGUGAGGCGUUUAUCGGUGCUGCACUUUUGACCCACCAUGAAACUAAAAACAUGGAUAAUGCAGUGAGAGCAGUCACUGAGGUGGUGUCGAGCGAGAACCAUAAGCUCAACGCAUACGCGGACUACUAUAAGCUGUACAAAAAGCCUCAAUAUCAAAUCGCACAAUCCACAGAGGUGCAGCGAGACAUGGCUCGGCAGGUAGAGCAGAAGCACUCAUAUCAUUUCCAGUGGCCUCGACUUCUUCGAUCUGCUUUUGUGCAUCCAUCUUACCCUUACUCAUAUGAGCACAUUCCAAGUUAUCAACGCCUCGAGUUUUUAGGCGACGCAUUGCUGGAUAUGGCCUGUGUUAAUUUUCUCUUUCACCGGUACCCAGGUAAGGAUCCGCACUGGCUAACAGAACAUAAGAUGGCGAUGGUAUCCAACGCAUUUCUAGGCUGUCUGUGCGUGUCCUUGGGAUUCCAUACACACCUGCUAUCCUUCAGCGCGUCGGUCCAGAAACAAAUUAGUGAUUAUGUUGUGGAGAUCACCGAGGCUAGAAGUCAAGCUGAGGAUGAUGCCGUUCGUGCUGGCAAAGGUCGGGAAGAGUAUUCCCCCGACUACUGGACAGCGGUUCGACAACCGCCAAAGUGCCUUCCCGACAUCGUCGAAGCUUAUGUUGGAGCUAUAUUUGUUGAUUCCGAGUACAACUACUCGGAGGUUGAAAAUUUCUUCGACAAGCAUAUCCGGUGGUACUUCGUUGACAUGGCCAUUUACGACACAUACGCAAACAAACACCCGACCACCUUCCUCACAAACUUCCUCCAAGUUAACAUGGGAUGCGCGGAUUGGGUGGUUACUGUGAGAGAAAUCAAGUCGGUGGAUGGUAGCAAGCCAACGAUCAUGGCCAUUGUCAUCAUCCAUGAGCAAACGAUUGCACACGCAUAUGCGGAAAGUGGCCGAUAUGCCAAAAUUGCAGCAGCGAAGAAUGCAUUGAAUAUUUUGAAGGGGCUGCCGUUGACGGAAUUUCGACAGAAGUAUUGCUGUAGCUGUCGCCUAGGUGAUGCUGAAGAAGUGGCGGCUUCAGAUUUCCAUGGAACCGCAGUGUGA
This is a messenger RNA of Venustampulla echinocandica, 5214 nucleotides long. RefSeq lists its product as uncharacterized. Gene Ontology annotation, biological process: siRNA processing. Gene Ontology annotation, cellular component: cytoplasm; nucleus; RISC complex. The transcript is spliced from 6 exons. The record is from RefSeq and is a predicted model, not a curated record. Bases 1 to 5214 code for a protein of 1737 amino acids. Lineage: Eukaryota; Fungi; Ascomycota; Leotiomycetes; Helotiales; Pleuroascaceae. Gene Ontology annotation, molecular function: ATP binding; RNA binding; ribonuclease III activity.